CAUAUCGAUACGCCGAGACCUGUCAGCUGUCUGAAUGUCCUCGGAGGGGCUGGUAUCCAAACCGUGUCGACCUGAUGCUGCUUCUCAGCAAGGCACUUUGUAUUCUUGGCUUACAGUGGCUUACCCGAGCGCGGCAUCAAUACUUCUUGCGCGUUAAAGCUAUCAGAGUUCGCCAGCGAGCACCAAGUCUGAACGGACCUUCUUUGCGACUCCGAUAUGAACUGAUAAAGUCAGCGGAUUCCCGAGAUGCUUUUUUGCUGCUUCAACUAUAUGAGCCCAUAUGGCAAGGCGUGGAAACCAGGGAGAUAGAACGUAAAUGAAAUCCAUUACGGGGUGUGGAGGCAAGUCGGAUGGCGGCAAGCCAAUGUAUUACUACCGAUCCCAGAUGGACCAGUGCGCGAAUUGGAUCUCAAAAUCAUUGAUGGUUCGCAGCAAGGGGAUAUACAUAUCUCUUCCGUACCGGAUUUGACU
Molecule: messenger RNA, 471 nt
Organism: Pisolithus orientalis
Lineage: Eukaryota; Fungi; Basidiomycota; Agaricomycetes; Boletales; Pisolithaceae
Exons: 3
Coding region: 75-320 (81 amino acids)
Source: RefSeq, a predicted model, not a curated record